GAGGAGAAAGCAGGCCUUUCCAUGUGCUUCCUGCUCACAAACCCACCCAGCCGACUACAAAGACAAGGCAAGAUCCUUUUGCAUUUAUCUCCCUUUGCAAUGCAACUCUUAAUGGGAAGCAUCUGUGGGACACAGAUGGUCUCCGGAGGAGCCCAACCAAGGCUGGAUUGGAUCCCUCCAAAGACAUCCUCUUUCCUCUUGCUCUGUCCUGUCUGUUGAUUGAAACCAGAGCCUGCCUGCCAUGGGGGUGUGAGAAGAGGGCGGGGAGAGGAGGGCAGCUCAUGCUGCUGGAGUUAUUAGUGUUCAGCUCUGAGUGAAAACAAGAGGAUCGGGACAUGGGGCUCCAUCUGCACCCAGCUCACGCUUCCAAAUGGGUCAGAGGAGACGUAGUGCCCUGUUCCUUGCAGGGAAGAAGAGACUCCCAGAGAUAGUCUGCAGGAUGUUGCUACUGCUGGUGAUGGGUCUGGCUUGGUCCUUCCAUGGAGUCUCCUGCUUGCCGCAUCCCAUCGGCCUCACAUGGGCAGAAGAGGGUGCAGAAGGGCAGUGCCAGUGUGUGCCACAGCUGUGCCCUAGAGCCACAGCCUGCCCAGCAGGCUUGGUGCGUGACCACUGCGGCUGCUGCCUGGAAUGCAGGAAUGCCGAGGGGCAGCCCUGCGACCUGGAUGGCAGUGGCACCUUCUAUGGGAGGUGCGGAGAGCACCUGGAGUGCCAGCUGGACAUCCAGGAGCUAGGCUAUGGGGAGAUCCCCAAGCCGCAAUGUGUGUGCAGGUCCCAGGGGGCCGUGUGUGGCUCUGAUCACAUCACCUACCAGAACAUCUGCAAGUUCCAGGAGGCCGUGCGUGAGAGAGAGAAGUGGAACCUCAGCAUCACCAGUGAUGGGCCCUGCCAAGCAGUUCCCCAGAUCAAGCACCAUCCCCAAGACCAGGUAAACGUGUCGGGCCAUGAUGUGAUCUUCAUGUGUGAGGUCUUUGCCUACCCCAUGGCCCUCGUGGAAUGGAGGAAGGAUGAAGAAGAAUUUGCUCUACCUGGAGAUGAUCCUCACAUCUCCAUCCAGAAGCUGCUCCCCCUUCCCUGUUUAGCUCCCCAGUGAACCCAGGAGAAGAGGCUCCCACAGCCAGCGAGGAAGAGGAGGAUUACUCUGAUUAUUACUAACGUGGUGCCAUCCCUGCCCCCGGCUAACUGACCCUGCUGCAGAAAUCAGAAUGGGCCCCGUCAGGACAGGGGAAGCAAAUGAGCCUGGAGGGCAGGGCUUUUCCAGCUUCCUCUGGCUGGUGCUGAGAUGUCCUGGAUCCUGUGAUGCCAACAGCCAUGGGCCAGGUCUCUCAUGAAGGACAUUAGGAUAUGGGCAAGAAGCUCCGAAGCUGACUCUCCUGCCACUGGCUUGCCUGGGGAACGGGUAAACGGACUCCUGAGGGUUAGGAAGUGCCCCUACCUAGCAUGCCCUAACCCCGUACCCUUCAUUCAGGCAGUGGUGUUCAAAGAGAUCAAAGGGGCCACUUGACUGAAGGAGCCAAAUGGACAUUAACUAGAUGCACUUACUGCUACUGAACGCUGCAGUAACACAGCUGUCCUCUAGAGAACCCUGGAGAGCUACUGCGCAAUGUGGUGAGGAGUGAAAUUCCACUCUGUGUAGCGGGGUCAACACAAAGCCUGGGAAUCGCUUCAGUCCCACUUAGUCCCUGCUGUGCAAAGGGCCAGCACAAGGGCUGUGCUUAAGAGAAGCACAGGCUUUCUCUCACCUUCUGUACACAGGUAAAUGUCACUCAGGGCCUUCAUUUUAAUGCUCCACAUUCUGCUGGGGAGCAGGGGAGUGCUGCUGAGGUUACAGUUGUAAAGAUGCUCCAGUGCUCCAGGAAUGGUAAGGGCUGGAUUGUAGGGGAAUAAAAAAUGAUGUGCGUGCAGUGCUGGGGAGCACAGUUGGCAAGAUUUCCCUCUAAGCUAGCCGGGGGAGACGGGGGAGAAGAUCAGAUCUGGAUGCAUUUCAGGGGAACCUUAGGCAGGUGCACAAGUUCUCUGCACCCCCCUGCAGUGCAUCGGAAGCAGGACUGUACCCAAGCCUGUCCCAGCAGCUGCAGGAUCCUAAUGCAGCCUGGGCUCUCCUCUUGCUAAAGGAUGCAGAGGGUGGAAGGGAUGGGGGUGGGAGCAAGGGAACAGAACAGAACAGACUGGAGAGUGGAGCACCUAGUUGAAAGGGGGCUGUAUCUGGUUUGCAAGCACUCAAGGAAAGAAAAUGAUUAGCUGUGAAAGAUGCUUCCUAUGAGACCUGUAACGGUUUAUAUCCUAUCUGCAGCGAGGGUAUAAAUAACAGCCUGUUUCCGGGUAGAGAAGAGCCUGGGUCUCAUGUAUAUUUUAAAUGAUUCCAAAGAAUUUCAUUCCUAGUUAUGUCCAGCUGGUGAGGGAAUGUGAUCUCCUGUGGUUUCUUGCAAUGAUAACACUUUGCCUGGCUCUGGUGCCUUCCAUCAGGGCCCAUUGCAAACAUUAGCUGAUUAGCCUUCAGCCUCAUAUCAUUAUCUUCAUUUUACAGAUGGGGAAACUGAGUUACAGGGAGGGCAAGUAAGUGACUUGCCCAAGGUCAUGCAGUCAUGAGCAGAGAGGCAUUAGUCCCCCUCUGUGGGCCAGGUUUCAUUGUCAGAAAAGCUUGCCCUUUAAUUAGGUGCUUAAGCAGGAGCUGAAGCUCUUCUGAAAACCUGGACCCAGCUGUGGAUGCUGAGGCUUGCUGCAAGUUCUGGCGUCUGAUAUCUCUGGGGUAACCACAUCUGGAAUAUCAUGUUCAGUCCUGGGCACCACAUUCCCAGAUCACAUCGACAGACUGGAAGGAGUUCAGAGAAGAAUGACAAGGCUGAUCAAGGAGGUGCGGAAAGAUUAAAAGAGCUAAAUCCAUCUGGUUUAGCUAAGCAAUGACUGAAAGGGGACGUGGUAACAGCCUGUCACUAUUGGAAGGCUGUGAACUCCAAGAAAGGAGAAGGGUUAUUUAUGGUGAUUCGGGAUUAACUAGGAGGAAUGGGAUAACAGUUAUUAUUUGUUUUGCAGUAGCCUGAGAGCCCGCAGUCCCAUAGUAUAUAGCAAAGAGACAGUCCCUGCCUCAAAGAGGUUGGAAUGCAAGUAAUGGUACUAGGAAAGGGACUAUCAGGACAGUCUUCCCGAUGGUGAGAUCCAUAAGGUGGUCUGGGAACUCCAUCACUUGGGAUAUUUAGGACUAAACUCUAGAAAACAGGCAAUAGGGAAGAAUCCUGCAUAGGUCUCUUCUAUGAACCCAGGAGUCCUGGGUCCCAGUUCCCUGCUCUAACUGCGAGAGCAUGUGAAUGCUCGCUUGCCAAAGGUCUUUGCAGUAAAUCCCCUGUAUAAUAUUAGGACGGGCACAAGGUGCUCCCACACGAGUACUUCUUGGGCAAUCACGGCCCCUUCCAUGUUCUUGGGGAAGAGGGUGUGUUAAUGUGAGUUACAGCCUGGUACCCCCCCUGAAAAGCCCCAGAUCUGAAAGGUCCAUUGCAAAGACCCUUGCACUGGUCUGAACUCAUUGGAAUCUCUGGAUAACACUUCCCCAUCCCAGGCGCCAUCUCCUCUUUCCCCAGCCCUUCAUCCCAGCUCAGGACCCCCCAGGCAGAACAGGAGCAGGUAUGCUGUCUGCUGCUGUGCCUCAUGGAGGAAGCUCUGGAAGGAUGGCAGCAAAUUGAGAUUAUGGCCCUUGUGUGAUCCAUAGCUGGGCUUAAAGGGACAGUGGUCUAGGAUGGGCACUUACUUUCCCUCUCCCACCCAUGAUUGCUCCCCAAGACCAUUUCCCUCUUGCCCAAUGGCUACUUCUGUUAUUCCAAACACCUGGAACAGAGUAACUGGCCUGUCACACGACUUUCAAGUGCCAGUGCCCCAUUUCAGCAGGGAUUAUAUUUUUCUGUAGACCGAGCACAUCAUGCAAAAAUUAUUAUAAUUAUUAUUAGAAAUAAAGUAAUUGAAAUAAUAAAAUACGAUCGGUUUAAUUUCAUUUAGCUUAACUACAAAUGGGCUCGAACAGCUACCCUCAAGCCAAACUUGCCGAAAUGUUAGAGACGAUUUGGAUCUGCAGGCUGCAGUGGACCCAACGUGGACACUGGAUUCACAUGUCCCCAAAUUUUGGGAAAGCUCAGAUUUGGAUCUGUAACUGAGCUUGGGGAUUCAGGCCUGAUGGUGAUGGUCUCUCAUCCCGCGGCCCGAUCUGUGUUUCAAGUUAAAAUGAAAUAUGCCAAAGAAGCAUCAGGUCUGCAGUGCAAGUCCUUCCCUCCACCCCAGCAGAUAGCAAAUUGGAACGUUCAGUAUUCAGGUUGCCCUGUUUCCCAGUGAAGGGAGUAUAGAUCUGAUAUUCUUGGGAUUUAGCAAUAUACUGAUGAAGCGGUUCCAGUCUG
Trachemys scripta elegans is the source of this 4376-nucleotide messenger RNA. RefSeq names its product kazal-type serine protease inhibitor domain-containing protein 1-like. Lineage: Eukaryota; Metazoa; Chordata; Testudines; Emydidae. Gene Ontology annotation, molecular function: insulin-like growth factor binding. Gene Ontology annotation, cellular component: extracellular region. The transcript is spliced from 3 exons. The record is from RefSeq and is a predicted model, not a curated record. Gene Ontology annotation, biological process: regulation of signal transduction; regulation of cell growth. The coding region runs from base 371 to 1090 and encodes 239 amino acids.